Molecule: messenger RNA, 3732 nt
Organism: Contarinia nasturtii (swede midge)
Lineage: Eukaryota; Metazoa; Arthropoda; Insecta; Diptera; Cecidomyiidae
Product: importin-4-like
Exons: 10
Coding region: 226-3501 (1091 amino acids)
Biological process (GO): protein import into nucleus
Cellular component (GO): cytoplasm; nucleus
Molecular function (GO): nuclear import signal receptor activity; small GTPase binding
Source: RefSeq, a predicted model, not a curated record
GAGCCUGAGUGUAUGUAUAUGCAAUAUAAAAUAAUUUCGCACAAUAAACUUCAUCUAGUAUCCGUUGCCCGAUGUGUCGGAUAGGACAGGCAAACAUUUGCGAACCAAAUUGUGUGUUUUAUUGACGUGAUUUUUUUGGGCUACGUCGUGUGGAAGAACAGUGCAAGUUUUUAGAACGGAAAAAAUUGGCAAUUCACAUCAAACUAAUUGGAUUUUGAGGGGGUCAUGGAGCAAAUCAUCGCCAAUUUGUUGGUCGCCGACAAUGCAGCUAUUCAAAAGGCAACAGCUGAAUUGCAAGAAGCGUUCAAACGACCACAAGCCAUUUCAUCUCUUUGUGAUGUCAUUGUGAGCUCACCAGAGGUGCAACAUCGACAAUAUGCGGCUGUUUUACUAACAAAACGAUUGAGUAAAUUGCGUAAUUGGCAACAAGUACCAACUGAUCAUCAAGAGAUCAUGAAACAGGGUAUGCUAAACGCCUUGGUGAAUGAGAAGGAGAAGCCUGUCCGUACGGCAAUUGCUCAAUUUGUUGGAACGCUCAUAAAACAUGAUUCUCAUGCACCAACUGGCACAUAUACAUUGCAAGUGCUAAAAUUUGUUUUCGAUCAUUGUGCAUCCGAGAAUGUACUUCAACGCGAGGUGGGUACAUCGAUUUUUGCCACUCUCACAGCUACAGCUCCAGAUCAAUUUAUUCCGCACAUUGACGCCAUUUGUGAAAUGUUUACUUCGGCUUUGUUGGCGGCUGAACAAAGUGAUAAUAUGGCAACACCUGUUAUAUCGAAUGUUCUAUUAGGGAAUGUUCUAUUGGCGAUGUGUAACCUGGUUCCAUUUAUUUUGGGUCAUAAUAACGCAGAAGCCACAUAUCAAAAAGCAAUACCACACAUCGUUCACGCAUUGUCAACAUUCGCUGUACACGAUGUCGAUCAGUUCAUGAAAUCGUUUGACGUGCUAGAAAAUCUCUGCGAUUACACGCCAACACUGUUGAAUGGAAGUUUGAAAACGUUAAUUGAUUUUUGCUUGGAAGUGUCCAAUAAUGAAAAAUUGGACGAUUCAAUUCGUGUGCGCGCAGUGUCAUAUAUUGGAUGGUUGGUCCGUUUAAAGAAAAAAUCGAUCAUCAAACAAAAGCUCGUAGAGCCAAUCAUUCAUGUAGUUUUCAAAUUGAUUGCAACCGCACCGGAAGAUGGCGAUGAUGAGGAUGACGAGGAAUACUUUGCAGAAGAAUCAUCACCAAAAACAUCAGCCACACAAACAAUGAACGAAUUAGCAUUGCAUAUACCACCCGAAAAGUUGAUACCACCAUUGUUGGCACUUUUGGAGCCAGCAUUGAGUGCGAACGAUCCACUCUAUAAGAAAGCCGCAUAUUUGUCGAUAGCAGUUAUUGCCGAAGGAUGUAGUGAAGCUAUUUGCAACAAAUACCUUCGUCCAUUGUUAGAUUGCGUGAAAAAUGGUAUUUCCGAUCCGAAUCCAGUCGUUCGUAAUGCAGCUUUCUUCUCGUUGGGUCAAUUUGCUGAAUUCUUACAACCGGAAAUCAGUAAAUAUGCUAACGAAAUAUUGCCAAUUUUGUUUGGAUUCCUACAGAGCCUCUGCAAUCAAAUUCGGAAUGGUCAACCAGAGCCGAAGUCAAUUGAUCGUAUGUUCUACGCAUUGGAAGUAUUCUGUGAAAAUUUGGAGGAUGAAAUAAUACCACAUUUACCAGCACUGUUGGAGCGCCUCUUUGAAACACUCAAUCCAACAAAUUCGGUAAAAUUACGUGAAUUGGCCUUAGGAGCAGUUGGUGCUGUAGCGAAUGCAGCCAAAACUAACAUGCUGCCAUAUUUUCCCCAACUCAUAGAAGGUUUAAAGUUAUACUUAGUGAAAACAGAAAACGAAGAUAUUUUGGAACUGCGACCACAUGCUAUUGAUACUUUAGCCACAUUGGCACGCACAAUAGGCAGAGAAAAUUUCUUAGGAUUCAAUAGCGCUGGAGAAAAUUUCUUAGCAAAUGAUACAAUGAACUUUGCACUAACACUUCUAUCCGAAGCCAACAACGAAGAGCCAGAACUCAAAACUAGUUUGUAUAAUCUAUUGGCUGCUUUAUCCGAAGUAGUAAAUGCCGAAAUGGCUCCAUUCCUUCCCAAGAUUGUGGAGUCAAUGUUGGCAAGUGUCACAAGUUCGGAAGGUCUUCUACCACAAUUCAAAGGUGACAAAGCUGGCGAUGGAGAAACAGAAGAUGAAAUCGACAUUGAAUUAUCCGAUGAAGAAGAUGAUGAUGAGGAUGAAAAUCUAUUGUAUACUGUUGACAAUGCAUAUUGGGAUGAAAAAGAAGAAGCCAUUUUGGCUUUAAAACUAUUGGCCGAAUACACCGGGCCAGCAUUUGCUCAAUACCUACAACCAUGUUUUGAAACAAUUUACAAGCAACUGGAACACAUUCACAUUCGUAAAACGGCAACCGAAGCAUUAGCCCAAUUCACAAAGUCGCUGUAUCAAAUGAACAAUGUCGAUGGUGCAAAGAAUGCGGUGUCCAUCAUUGUUCCAAAAUUUGCUGAAGAGUUGAAAAAUGAUGAGGAUAUUCACACAGCCAUGGCCGUCUUUGAGGCAUACAGUGAGGUGUUGAACAUAAUGAGAAGUGAAGCAUUAUUCAAUGAAGAUAUGAAAAAUCACAUUUUCAGCUGUAUCUAUGAUGUGUUAGCAUCAAAAGUGGCAUGUCAAUUCAAUGAUAACUCCGGCGAUGAAGAUAAUGAUGAUAGUGAAUAUUUGGUAGCGUUACGUGAAUUGGCGGGUGAAGUUUUGCCAAAAUUUGGACAUGCACUUCAGCCACAAGAGUUUGAAAUGUAUUUUGGUCGCGUUCUUCCAUUGCUUUUAGAAAAAUUGGAAAAGUCACGUAAUAACGAAGACUUGAACAGCGAACGAAGCUUAGUUUAUGGAACAUUGUCAGAAUGCUUUUCGGCAUUAAAAGAAUGCACAUCCAACUGGUUUGAAAUAAUGUUACCAUUGUAUUUGGCUGGCGUUCAAGAUGAAUACGAAGAGGCUCGCCAGAAUGCAGUGUUUGGAUUGGGCGAACUUGUUGUGUUCAGCGGUGAAAAAGCACAUCCAAAUUAUCCACAAGUGUUGCAGGCGUUGAGCACAAUGGUUGCCAUUGAGAAAGAAGAAGGCGUUCUCGACAAUAUUUGCGGUGCAUUAGCUAGAAUGAUCGCAUCGAAUAGCCAAUUAGUUCCAUUGGAACAUGUCCUACCAGUUUUUGUACAGAAAAUUCCACUACGGAAAGAUUUCCACGAGAAUAAAGCUGUCUUUAAUGCGUUCCACGUACUUUUGAUGCAGAACAGUGAAGCAUUCUUGAAAUCAUUGGACAGAAUCUUCAUGGUUGGAUUGCACGUGCUUGGCGAAAAUGAAUAUAAAGACGAAGAAACUCACAACAUUUUGCUCCAAUUUUUGAGAGAUGCGCGUAACCGGUAUCCAGAGAUCUUUAAUCAAAUUGUUGCAUCGAAUGCACAACAGGCUCAAUAUGCCAAUUUAUUGAAUGAAUAAGACCCGUUUUUUUUUAAUUUAUGUACACAAUUCCAAUGAAUUUAUUCAGUUUGGAUGCAUUCAUAUGAUAUCAGAUAACACUGAAAAAAUUAAUUGAAAUUGCGUACAAAAAUUGUAAUAUCAAAAUAUCAUAAAUGAUCAGAUAUAAAACUAGUCUGAUGCACACUGAUGUGUAUUUCGUAGAGAAAUUUCAGAUUCAAAUAAAUCAUUUUGUUUAGUUUUUUAUGGCAA